AAAAAUAAAAAUAAAUAAAAAAUGAUUCUCUAUUCUGUCUCCAGAUUUUGCUUUUGACGAUCAGGGCGGGGUGGGCCCGUGGGGGAAGAGGUAGAGGACAGGGUGAGGCUUGAAGACGACUGGUAGUGUAUAUAGAAAGUGAGGAGGAGAGGAGACCUGAAGGGUCACAGAACAGUAGCCAGAUGGAAAAUUGAAAGUGUCAACUCAUGCGUGCAAAGAGCCCAGAAACAAAAAAGAAAACCUCACAACUUGCUCGAGUCAAAGAUUUCACUCAUGAAAAUGCUUACCUCAAUCUCUCCGAACAUUCCACGCAUGGAUAGAACUGAUCCAAACCAGUAACGCCCGCACAUCAUUCCCAACUCCACAUCACGCUCUUGACCUCGAAAAUGGUUCCCGAAAACCCUCGCUCACAUCCACGUAACAUCACCUUCCAAAUAAACCCAAGAUAAUCUGUAGAAAUUCAUGAAGGAAACCCAAGUAUACUAAUCGUCUGGAACAAAAAACCUAUACUAAAACUAAAUACAAAAGCAAUCUCCCAUAAUGCCCCUCCAACGCCCCAAUUUAUUGAGACUAUUGAACUGCUUCUCUGCUGCUAGCACUCUGUUAAUCUUACUACCCUUUCUUCUUCCUUGUAUUUUCUUUGGCUUCGUUUUCAUUAUAUUUCUUUUCGUUUUAAUUUUACCAUUCUUGUGUAGCUUUAUAUCCUCUUGCCUCAUCUUUAAGGUUGUAUCUCUAGAAAUGAAGCAUAUCCCAUUUUUUGGGACGAAAUUUGGAACCACUAGGUCCAGGACUGUUGGAGGAGACUCAAAGUAUUACAAGAUUGCUGAUCACGAAAAGGUCGAUGAUCUGGGCCUCAAAGAUAAGGAAGGUAGCUUUAUGGUAGACCCUAGUUUGGAGCUUCCAUCUUUCGAUGAAUCUGAAGAGGAGAAACACAAAAAACGAGAAGAUGAUCCUGAGGUGGAUGGAAGAGAGAACCUGUGCAAGUAUGAGGAGGACUCUUGGCAAAUUCUGGUACCAAAAUCUUGUACCAAAAAGGAAGAACAUAAGACGUUUUUUGAACUCCUGUCCUUUUGGAGAAAGAAAGAGAAGGAGAGAUAUAGAAGAUAUUUGAAUUAAAUUUGGUAAAUCUCAGCUCUCAGGAAUCGACAGCUCCCCCUGUUACUAAUUUGAUGAUGUUGAUGAAUGACAGUGCAAGAUUUCUCAAAAUUGUAGACCUGUUGGUGUCUUUGGACCCCUAACUUGCAGUAACAAGAAAAAGAAAACAGGGGAAUUUUUAAACUGAUACACAAGAUUUGAAUAGCAAAGACUAGUACGAUACCAGGAUUUGAUUUCAAGACAUCAUUUUCUCGGUUGAUAAAGGGCGUAAUGUGAAAUGAUUAUUUCUUCUCUCAAGAAGGCACUGCCUGCCAUGGCAAAGUGUUGGAUCGCAUAGGAUCAAGAGAACUUUGAAGGGUGUCGACAACAUUCUGUGCUCUAGCUAAAGAAAGAUGGAAGAUGUUGGAUGCCUGGCAGACAGCAUAAAAAAGGAGUUAAGCUUUGAGUCUGAACGAGGCCAUUUGUUUUGGUUUCUUUGCAAUCAGGCCCCUUUUCUCAAUAUAUACAAUGUUUUGCUACUCAAGGAUUAAGCUGUCCGACAAAUAACACCUUCCUUAGCUUUAUCCAUGCCUUGGUUGGUAUCGGGGAUUUUGUGCCGUUGAUUAUUUGCUUUAAUUAAACCAAGUCGGUAAAUUUAUCAA
This is a messenger RNA of Populus nigra (black poplar), 1736 nucleotides long. RefSeq lists its product as uncharacterized. Bases 541 to 1116 code for a protein of 191 amino acids. NCBI's taxonomy places the organism in Eukaryota, Viridiplantae, Streptophyta, Magnoliopsida, Malpighiales, Salicaceae. The record is from RefSeq and is a predicted model, not a curated record. The transcript has 2 exons.